Messenger RNA from Teleopsis dalmanni, 1405 nucleotides. RefSeq lists its product as uncharacterized. The record is from RefSeq and is a predicted model, not a curated record. The transcript has 3 exons. NCBI's taxonomy places the organism in Eukaryota, Metazoa, Arthropoda, Insecta, Diptera, Diopsidae. The coding region runs from base 129 to 1301 and encodes 390 amino acids.
AACAUAUCGAAAGUGCAGCAUAUUGACAGCAUCGUUAAGUAGAUUUUGUGUUUACAGAAAAAGUGGCUAUACUUGCACAAGCUUCUGCCAAAAUUUAUAUUUAAUUUUUUAUCUUCCCAUUUGUUUACAUGAAAAUAUCCAAAAUUACGUCCGAAACGGCAGAACAACAACAACUGAAAAUGGAUCGGCGCAAAAAGCGUACGUCGACCAAUCAGUAUAUGAUGUAUAUAGACCUGAUGGAAAAAGACCAGAUAUUUGCCACACAGCGUGUGCCCCGUGACACGGAUAGCAAUUAUUUGACUAAGAAAUGGAAGGAACUAUCAGCAAAACUGAACACAUGCCAAAAUGGUCCCACUUUGACUGCAGAAGAGUGGCGUAAGCGUCUAAACGAUUGGAAAAAUACCACGCGAUGUAAAUAUCGACGUAGUGUGUCUGGUGAAAAGGAUAUAUCUCUUACAUCACUAGAAUUGAAAGCAUUAGAUUUAUUUGGUAAAGCGCCAGUGGUACCAACAGUGCCGGAUCAAAUGUCAUUGCAAUUAAAAUGUGAAAAAGAUGCUCAAGAUGGUGAUGAGGAAUUCGAAACACAACGUACAUCGGAAGCUUUUCAAAAAGAAUUACAGGCUGCUGUUGAGGAAGCAAUAGGCGGUGAUGACGAUGAAGCGUUAGGUGAUGAGCACGACGAUAACGAAGAAAUACUACCAGAUGAAUUGGAACCAAAAGUGGAACACUCUAAUACGGGCAAUGGUACAACAACUACUUAUAGAACGAUUGUUGUUGAGAACACGCCCUAUACUGAUGAGAGUCCAAACGAAGAGGAUCAUUUAGAAUUCAUAACACAUCGCAAGCAAAUAAUUGGAUCGACUGCUAAUAGCGCCGUACCAGGAAAUGUGCAAACAAUUGUACACACAGCGCCCGCAACUACAGUGACAAAAUUAAUAAAUGGCGAUAUACCAUUGAAAAGACUACGUUCACAUGCACCGGAACAAAUAAUAUACGAAGUGAAAAAAGCGCCUGUAACUCAACAUCAUACACACCGCAUUACGACUAUACACAAUAGCACACCAAACACUAUUACACAUCAUCAUCAACAACACCAGCAAUCACAUACACACCAGCAGAUCCAACAUAUACAGGAGGCUGCUCCCAUUGCUGAGACCAGCCCCAUCACUUCUCAGGAUGCACGCGAGCUAACACGACAACUGAGACGUAUUGCGAAUAUUAAAGCAGAGAAGCUAAAAUUUGAGAUUGCCAGAUAUAAAUUCAACAAUCCAGGAUUUCAAUACAACAGCCCACAAUUAUAGUAUCAUUCUACAAAUCCACAUCAGAAUGACUGUAAAAAACAAGUAGAAUUUAAAUUAAAUAAUGUUUUGGUGUAUCUAGGCUAAGUUUAGUUUAAAUAAUAAUU